Molecule: messenger RNA, 345 nt
Organism: Penicillium macrosclerotiorum
Lineage: Eukaryota; Fungi; Ascomycota; Eurotiomycetes; Eurotiales; Aspergillaceae
Exons: 1
Coding region: 1-345 (114 amino acids)
Source: RefSeq, a predicted model, not a curated record
AUGCCUCACGAAGAGGCCGAAAAGGGACUGGACUGGGGGGAGGGGGGAGGGACAAGUCGGUACGCCAGCGAGCCCUCGGACUGGAGGCCGAUGGGACCGCCUCGCGUCAGCCAAGCAACGAUUUGGCAGGCGGGCGAUCGUCUAGUGGGGCGCCCCUUCACGAUGCUCCUCUGGCCCACCGGUGAGGGUUUGAUUCAGAUGGCCAGGACCCAUAUUUGGCCGCAACGAGGCCGUCUGAUUGCUGGAAUUGCUGGAAUCGGCGCAGUUCCCUUUCCCGCUAACGUAGGUACACGGCUGCGCGGUGAAAGCCAAGACGAGAUGGUCGCUCGCCCCGACGGGCCCUAG